Molecule: messenger RNA, 5168 nt
Organism: Antechinus flavipes (yellow-footed antechinus)
Lineage: Eukaryota; Metazoa; Chordata; Mammalia; Dasyuromorphia; Dasyuridae
Gene: TAF2
Product: TATA-box binding protein associated factor 2
Exons: 26
Coding region: 281-3883 (1200 amino acids)
Biological process (GO): transcription initiation at RNA polymerase II promoter
Cellular component (GO): transcription factor TFIID complex
Molecular function (GO): transcription cis-regulatory region binding; RNA polymerase II general transcription initiation factor activity; chromatin binding
Source: RefSeq, a predicted model, not a curated record
CUGCGCUGGAGGAACGGUCGCGCGCGGGAGCACCGAGUCCUCGCGGGGACCCUCUCCGCGAGUAGCGGAGCCAGGAGGUGGUCCGAACUGACGGGCAGCGGCCAGAGCGAGGGAGGGUCUGAGCGGGUCAUGGUUUUCUUGAUGUUGACGGACUUUGGGCUCGGACAGUGAGGCCAUAGCUGCUGCCGCCGCCUGAGCAAGAGUCGUUGGACUGGGGGAACCGGGGAAUGCCCGAUAAACCGAAGGGGAGGGGACAGAGCGAGUCCCUUCUCCUUUCUUCAUGCCGCCCACUGGCUUAGAGCCCUGCAAGAUGAACAGGAAGAAAGGCGACAAGGGAUUCGAGAGCCCGAGACCCUAUAAACUAACCCACCAGGUGGUUUGCAUCAACAACAUAAACUUCCAGAGAAAGUCUGUUGUGGGAUUUGUGGAACUUACAAUAUUUCCCACAGUUGCAAACUUGAAUAGAAUUAAGUUAAAUAGUAAACAGUGCAGAAUAUACAGAGUAAGGGUCAAUGAUUUGGAGGCAGCUUUUAUUUAUAAUGACCCUACACUAGAAGUUUGUCACCAUGAAUCAAAGCAAAGAAAUCUCAACUAUUUUUCCAAUGCUUAUGCUGCUGCAGUUAGUGCUGUUGAUCCUGAUGCUGGAAAUGGGGAACUUUGCAUUAAAGUUCCAUCAGAGCUUUGGAAACAUGUUGAUGAAUUAAAGGUUCUGAAAGUACACAUUAAUUUUUCUUUGGAUCAACCAAAAGGGGGCCUUCAUUUUGUGGUACCGAAUGUAGAAGGAAGCAUGGCAGAGAGAGGUGCUCAUGUUUUCUCUUGUGGAUAUCAGAAUUCUACAAGAUUUUGGUUUCCUUGCGUUGAUUCAUAUUCUGAACUAUGCACAUGGAAAUUAGAAUAUACAGUAGAUGCUGCAAUGGUUGCAGUAUCUAAUGGAGACUUAGUAGAAACUAUUUAUACUCAUGAUAUGCGGAAGAAGACCUUCCAUUACAUGCUUCCUAUUCCAACAGCAGCAUCAAAUAUUUCUCUGGCAAUUGGACCUUUUGAAAUCCUUGUGGAUCCUUACAUGCAUGAGGUAACUCACUUUUGUUUACCUCAGCUCCUUCCACUACUUAAACACACCACAUCUUACCUUCAUGAAGUCUUUGAAUUUUAUGAAGAGAUUCUUACAUGUCGUUACCCAUAUUCCUGUUUCAAGACUGUGUUCAUAGAUGAAGCUUAUGUUGAAGUAGCUGCUUAUGCUUCUAUGAGCAUUUUUAGCACAAACCUUUUGCAUAGUGCUAUGAUUAUAGAUGAGACACCUCUCACAAGAAGGUGUUUAGCACAGUCCUUAGCCCAACAAUUUUUUGGAUGUUUCAUAUCAAGAAUGUCCUGGUCUGAUGAGUGGGUAUUAAAGGGAAUUUCAGGCUAUAUCUAUGGACUUUGGAUGAAAAAAACCUUUGGUGUUAAUGAGUACCGCCACUGGAUCAAAGAGGAGUUAGACCAAAUAGUGGCAUAUGAACUGAAAACUGGUGGAGUUUUACUACAUCCAAUAUUUGGUGGAGGAAAAGAGAAGGAUAACCCAGCUUCACAUCUACAUUUUUCAAUAAAGCACCCACAUACGCUUUCCUGGGAAUAUUAUACUAUGUUCCAAUGUAAAGCUCAUCUUGUCAUGAGGUUGAUUGAAAAUAGAAUAAGUAUGGAGUUUAUGCUACAAGUUUUUAACAAACUGCUGAGUUUGGCCAGUACAGCUUCAUCUCAGAAGUUCCAGUCACACAUGUGGAGUCAAAUGUUAGUUUCCACAUCUGGGUUUUUAAAAUCCAUCUCCAACGUCUCUGGCAAAGACAUCCAGCCUUUAAUAAAGCAAUGGGUAGACCAGAGUGGGGUAGUAAAAUUUUAUGGAAGUUUUGCAUUCAACAGAAAACGAAAUGUUCUUGAAUUAGAAAUAAAGCAAGACUAUACCUCUCCUGGAACCCAGAAAUAUGUGGGCCCUCUUAAAGUGACAGUACAAGAGCUAGAUGGAUCAUUUAAUCAUACACUGCAAAUUGAAGAAAACAGUCUUAAACAUGAUAUACCCUGCCAUUCUAAAAGCAGAAGAAAUAAAAAGAAAAAAAUUCCAUUGAUGAAUGGUGAAGAAGUUGACAUGGAUCUUUCUGCAAUGGAUGCUGAUUCUCCUUUGCUGUGGAUAAGAAUAGACCCAGAUAUGUCAGUUUUGAGAAAGGUUGAAUUUGAGCAGUCUGAUUUCAUGUGGCAAUAUCAGCUUCGCUAUGAAAGAGAUGUAGUUGCACAGGAGGAAUCCAUUUUAGCUUUGGAAAAAUUUCCCACUCCAGCAUCAAGACUUGCACUGACAGAUAUACUAGAACAAGAACAAUGUUUCUACCGAGUGAGAAUGCUGGCUUGCUUUUGUCUUGCAAAGAUUGCAAAUUCCAUGGUGAGUACAUGGACAGGACCUCCUGCCAUGAAGUCACUCUUCACAAGAAUGUUUUGUUGUAAGACUUGUCCAAACAUUGUGAAAACAAACAACUUCAUGAGUUUUCAAAGCUACUUUUUACAAAAGACUAUGCCAGUUGCUAUGGCUCUGUUGAGAGAUGUCCAUAAUCUAUGUCCCAAAGAAGUCCUAACAUUUAUCUUAGACCUAAUCAAAUAUAAUGAUAAUAGGAAAAAUAAGUUUUCAGAUAAUUAUUAUCGUGCAGAAAUGAUUGAUGCACUUGCCAACUCAGUAACACCUGCAGUCAGUGUAAAUAAUGAAGUUCGAACAUUAGAUAACCUAAAUCCAGAUGUUCGACUUAUUCUUGAAGAAAUCACUAGAUUCCUAAAUAUGGAAAAGCUUCUGCCCAGUUACAGACACACCAUAACAGUCAGCUGUCUGAGAGCCAUUCGGGUACUGCAAAAGAAUGGGCAUGUGCCAAGUGAUCCUGCUCUCUUUAAGUCUUAUGCUGAGUAUGGUCACUUUGUAGACAUUCGGAUAGCAGCUUUGGAAGCAGUUGUUGAUUACACCAAAGUGGAUAGAAGUUAUGAAGAAUUACAGUGGUUACUUAACAUGAUUCAAAAUGAUCCUGUACCAUAUGUAAGGCAUAAGAUUUUAAAUAUGCUCACCAGGAAUCCACCAUUCACCAAGAACAUGGAUUCUCCCUUAUGCAAUGAAGCACUGGUAGACCAACUUUGGAAACUUAUGAAUUCAGGUACUUCACAUGAUUGGAGACUGAGAUGUGGUGCUGUAGAUCUGUACUUCACGCUUUUUGGCCUUAGCAGACCUUCUUGUUUGCCAUUACCAGAACUUGGAUUAGUUCUUAAUUUGAAAGAGAAAAAGGCUGUGCUGAACCCUACCAUCAUCCCUGAGGCAGUAACAGGCAGCCAAGAGCCUGUGAGCAAUCUAAACAGUCACGCACAGUUGAUUGGAUUUCAGAAUGCUUUCUCAAAUUCUCAAGAAGAGGAGGAGGUUGACAUGGACACUGUUCAUGAUAGUCAAGCUUUUAUUUAUCAUCAUUUAAACAUGCUGGAAAGGCCGUCAACUCCAGGUCUUUCAAAAUUGAGGCCAGGUAGCUCCCGCUCUUCUUUGAUGCCUCAACAUUCACCAGGCUGUGAUGUCACAGCUUCUGCAAAACCUCAGUGGGGUGUGGAUAUGUCUCGCAAAGGAAUAGGUAAAGAACAGUCUUCUUUGGAGAUGAGUAUGCUGUCAGUACCAACCACACCACUCUCAGUAUUCACUAAGGAACCAAGCUCAUCCAAACACAGUGACCACCAUCAUCACCAUCAUCAUGAACAUAAGAAAAAGAAGAAAAAGCACAAACAUAAGCAUAAACACAAGCAUAAGCAUGACAGCAAAGAAAAAGAAAAGGAACCUUUUACUUUUUCUAAUAGUCCAGCCAGUGGCAGGUCAGUUCGUUCACCAUCCCUGUCUGAUUGAAGUCUGUGACAAAAAAGACUUGUCUGGAGCAUGUAGAAGAUUGUUCUCUGAAGAAUAGUCUCAAAAGGAGUGGUGCCUCACCUCAAAAUUCAAAAUCAAAUUCUAAACAUUUGAUUUGCUUUACUUUUAGUUUUGUAAUUGAAGUGUUACUAGGAAAAGGUAUUUUCUGGUUCCAAGUAAACAAUUUCACUCCCUUUCUUCCUUUAAAAAAAUUUUAGACAACCUCUCUCUCUUUAUAAGGGCCCCCAUGUGCAUAGGCUGCCCCUUAUAUAUCAUGCUUUUCAUGUGUACUGUCAGAGUCAAUUAUGUUUUAUAGCUUUUGAUAGAUGUUGUGAAGCAAAGUCAUGUUUUAAACAGAAGUCACUGCCAGAUCUGUGGUGUAACCACUGUUUCCAAUAGGGUAUUGUAUAACAGCAUUUGGACUUACUGAGAAGACAAAGGCUUUCCCUAUAGCUGUUUUUUCCAUUGCAGUGUCUUUGUGUUAACAUCUGAAAUUGAGCAUCAGAAUUUAUGAGAGGGAAUAAACAAUAUUUUCUUUCUCCCUUAAGAACAAAAUUCUUAGGAUGCAGAUUUUUAUUAUGAAUACCUACAUUUUAAAACUCACAGUUCUGCAAUUAUGUUGUUGUAAUUUUAUGAAAAAUAACUUAACACAUGAUGAGCACCUAAAUCAAGAUUUUAUAAUUACAAUAAAGUUUGCCUUUUUUUUCGGUGAGGUAGUUUUUUCUUCAUUUAAAUAUAAUUAUAUAUGUACAUAUGUAUAUAUGUAUGUGUGUAAAAUAUUCUUUGCUAAAUAUCAGCAGUCUUAAAAUAGAUAAGUAUCUAACACAUGCUCUUGUUGAUAUAUAUUUCUAUAGUGCAAAAUUAUCCCUGAGUUUACAGUGGUUUGAAGCUUUUAAAAGGUAAAUUUACCUAUUAACUGUGUCAUCCAUUAUUUGGCACUCAUAUGAACACACACCACAGUUACUCUCUGUUGUAAUAUUUCCAUUUUUUAAAAAUACUUUUGUGAUAUAAUUUAAUAUUUUUAUUGUUAUGGGUUUGCUUUACUACUCUGUCUUUUUUUUUUUUUUUUUAACAUUUCCUGUGUACCUUUUAGUUCAAAGAGCACUGUGUUUAUUUUUAAAUAUUUUCUCUCUCUUGAUAGAGAAAUGAAAAAUAAAAACAAUUUAAAAAUGCUUCUUCACAGUAAAGAUAUUUCAAAGGGGACCCAAUAAUGUACUUUUUACAAUAGAACUUUUAGUUCUAUUUAGUUGUGUUUGAAAAAUGUUAAUAAAUGCUUUUUUAUGAA